Trifolium pratense (red clover) is the source of this 812-nucleotide messenger RNA. RefSeq lists its product as uncharacterized. The transcript has a single exon. The coding region runs from base 167 to 604 and encodes 145 amino acids. The record is from RefSeq and is a predicted model, not a curated record. Lineage: Eukaryota; Viridiplantae; Streptophyta; Magnoliopsida; Fabales; Fabaceae.
UAACAAAAAAACAAACAAACAUUUACUCUCUUUAUUAGUAGUAUUAGUAUCACAUCACAUCACAACAACAAACAAAGUUGUAUUUUUCCUUUCGUGAAUUAGGGUUUUACAAAUUCCCAAUGUUUAAUCCAUAAAAAAUUCAAUCGGAAUCUGUCACCGGCGAUCAAUGUCAACCUCAUCGGCGUUUUUCGUCAUCUGCAUUCUUCACUCAAUAAUCGCAAUAACUUCAGGAGCUCUAAUGAUGUUUUACAUGAAAGAAGUUUACACUUUCGGUCACGGCGUUCAAACGGCAACAAAGCUUCUUGGAUCUACACCGCACGAUCAACUUCUAAUCAAAACCUCCGAUUCGUUCUCCGGUUUACUCCUUAUUGCUAUUGGUUUUCUUCUCUUCAUGGUUUCGUUUGUUAAGGAUCGUGAUUUUCAACACUUUUUUGCUAAGGGUUGUAUUUUGUUACAUGUUUUUAUGGCUUUGUGGAGGAUCUAUUUUGAAAGGAAAGUUGAAGAUCUUGCUUGGGAUUGGCUUAGACAAACUGUUGGUGAUAUUCUCUUAUCACUUUCUUGGGUUUUCUUUCUUAUUUACUCUUGGAGAGAGAAGUAUGAUUAGUUUUUAUUUUUCUUAUGAUUAUGAAUUUUCUGUUUUUAAUUUACUCUGUAAAAAUCAGACGAAAUCAUAUGAUUUCUUAUCAAAUCGGUAUUUAAAUGGUACAUUAUAAGUUGUGAAUUACUUUGAUUUGUUAUUGUGAGUAUCAUACAUGAUUGUUUGUGACUUUGUAACUUCAGUCAAGUUUGAAUUGUUCAUUCAAUUGUUAUCA